AAUAGAUAAAUACUGUAAACAAAGAAUUCCAUUCCAAUAUAUUUAAUGACACAUUAAAAUGAGUAUUUGUGCUCUAGACAAAGAUACGGCAAAACUUAUAACCACUACACAAAUUAUAACUUCAGUAUCCACUGCUGUAAAAGAGUUAAUAGAAAACGCAUUGGAUGCUGAUGCUAAAAGCAUUGAGAUUAAUUUGAUAGAUAAUGGAACUACUCUAAUAGAAAUAAAGGAUGAUGGCUGUGGUAUUUCCAAAGCAGAUGCACCUAAUAUGGCUCUGCCAUCUUACACAUCAAAAAUUCAUAAUUUGUCUGAUUUGGACACUUUAAACACAUAUGGAUUCCGAGGUGAAGCAUUAUUUGCGCUAAGUGCAGUAUCGGAUCUUACAGUUAUAACAAAAACAAAGCAAGAUGAAGUUGCUGUAUUGUAUACCAUCGAUCAUGGUGGACAUAUUAUCAAUUCUGAACCUUGUCACAGAUCUACUGGUACAACUAUUCAAAUUAGACAACUAUUUAAACAUAUACCAGUACGAAGACAAAUAAUUACCACUCAGAGGAAGGCUAAUCAGGAUAUUAAAAUAUUAGAAUUCUUAAUCAAGAGUUAUGGAAUGUGUAAAUUUUUGGUACGGAUGAGUUUCAAAGUGGAUAAUAAUAUUAUUUUUAUGAAACCUAGUGUAGCUACUCUGGAAGAAGCAGUAACGUAUAUUCUAGGUAAAAAGGUGACAUCUAAUAUGACUUGGAUAAAUGCUGAAAAUACAGAGAUUAAUAUGAAAGUAAUGGUACCUUCAAAAGGAACACAGAAUACUGUUGAAGUGUUUCAAUCUGGAGCACAAUACAUUUUUGUGAACAAUAGACCAAUUAAACAUAAAGAAUUGGAGAAGAUUUUAACUAAAACAAUAUUAGAAGCAAUAGGAGAAGAUUCAGUGUCAAAAAAGAAACCAAUAUUUUUUCUGUACCUUUUAAUAAGUGCUGCAAAUAUUGAUGUUAAUUUAGAGCCAAAUAAAUCUUCCAUUCUGUUUAAAGAACAGCAAAUAGUUUUCAACACAGUAGACAAAUAUAUCAAAGAUUUUUAUGGGAUUCAAAGAGAAGUACAAGAAGAAAAUCCUUGCAAUGUGUCUCUCAAUGAUUAUCAGGAGUAUUCGCAAAAAAUAAGCAUUAAUAAUCAAGAAAAUGAAUGGCCUGCAUGUAAAAAAAGAAAAGUAUGCAUAGAAAAAUCUGAAGAAAAAUGUAUUCAUUAUGAAUCUGAACUUCAAAAAUCUGAUGGCAAUUCAGUUAACGAUCUGAACCCUGCCAGUGAUAAUAAUUAUGAAUGUAACAAACAAGCUCCAAUGGACAAAAAUGGCCAAAAUCAUGAAAAGAAGAGCGGCGAUAAAUGCGAAGAAAAUUUAGAAAAUUUGAACAGUCCAUUCCCAGUUUUAGAUCUAAGCGAGACAGAUUCAAAUAAUUCGCAGAACUUCACAUUAGUUUGUGAUAAUUCUGAUAAUUUAAUGGAUUCAAUCACGGAUAUUGCAAACGAAAAUACGCCUGAUAGCCCCCAAUUUGAAUUAACCCCACAUUCUGAAACAUUUAGUCAAUUACCUAUGGUAGAUUUAGGUGAAGAUUUUGACUUUAGAAUUUGUUUGGCAAAUGAUAAUAUAGAUAAAAGUGAAAAAGAAAACAAGGUAGAAAAUACAAAUCCAAGAGUUCUACAAUCAAAGAAUGAUAAAUCAGUUACACCAAAGUGUGCUACAUUGAAAGAAUGGAGCAAGGGACAUGUUUCUGGUUUAAAGGGAGGUACAGACAUACAACCUUACAAGGUUGAUACAGAGGCAAAUAAAUUAUCGGAUAUCGAAUCAUACCAUGGAAAUGUAUGCAAAGGCUUUGUUAAAUUUUCCAAAAAAUAUAGACUGCAAAUCAUAGAACAGCAGCCUAAUAUGACAGCACCUCAAAUUGCAUUGGCAGUAACCGAUGCAUGGAAGAAAUUAUCGCCAGAGGAACGUGGUUAUUACAGAGAUAUUGCACAAGUGGAAGAAGAAGAGUAUAUUGCAAAGAAACAGGAAACAAAACAGAAACAAACAACUGAUGCUAAAAAACCUAAAAAUAGAGUAUUAAAAAAAUUAUUGGAAAAAAUGAAUACAAUGAAUGGUCAGAAUAGCCAAAAUUUAUUAGUGAGAACCAUUGUACCUUGGAACAUUGAUUUGAAAAAAGUAACUGAUAGUUUCCUAAAUAAUUUGACGUAUAAUAAUACCAAUCUUGUUGUUGGGCUACUGUGCCCUAAUUUGUGGGUUGUUCACAAAUCUGCACACAUUUGGAUUUUAGAUGCAAUACGUUUAAAAAAUGAAUUAAACUUAUCCAAUAGAAAUGAAAAUGAGGAUAAUAUAGAGACAAUAGAACAACUUUUGAAGCAAUGGUUUUCAGUGAAAGAUGAUUUGUCAAUUUUACACCCUAUACAUUAAUAUAGAUUAGAAAUGUUUAUUUAAUAUAAUUUAUUUUUUUAUAUUUGAAAUAAAAAUUGUAUUAUCGGAUUCAAGUUUCAUUUGACAUUUAGAUUUUAGUAACAACAUACUUAAGUGUAGGUAAUGUUUCAGUAAUCUGUAUCGGAUUAUUUAAUUAAAAUAUGUUUGCCUUUGAUAACCCCAUUUUACCAAUUCAUAUGGACAUUUUUUUGUAUGGUAAAUGAAAUUUGGUACGUUUAUAGUUCAUUCAACCUGGAGGACUUUUCGUAAAUAAAACCACGUGACUACGUAAGAGCUAUGCUCGACAUAAAUACGAAUACAGGUAAAAUAUAGUAGAUAUCUACCAACAUUUCAUCAAGUGAUAAGUGAAUCCAAACAAAACCAUGUGACCAGUGCCUAAGGCAGCGCCGUUUGGUACUAGGUUGUUCUUCAAACACAUGAAAACUCGAUAAAAUUUUGAUAGAAUUUAUACAAGUCUCUAUUUAUUUAUAUAAAUGGCAAUGGGACAUUUACAGUUUUAUAUAUUUUACCUU
Messenger RNA from Hylaeus anthracinus, 2964 nucleotides. RefSeq names its product PMS1 protein homolog 1-like. NCBI's taxonomy places the organism in Eukaryota, Metazoa, Arthropoda, Insecta, Hymenoptera, Colletidae. Gene Ontology annotation, biological process: mismatch repair. The coding region runs from base 59 to 2431 and encodes 790 amino acids. Gene Ontology annotation, cellular component: MutLalpha complex. The record is from RefSeq and is a predicted model, not a curated record. The transcript has 12 exons. Gene Ontology annotation, molecular function: ATP hydrolysis activity; ATP binding; mismatched DNA binding.